GAUGGCCGUUAGAGAUGGUUAUGGCGAUGGAUUGAAACGUGGUCUCAAGUGGACGUUUGACCAACAGAAGCCGCACGAUGCAGAAAACCACCCUAUGACCGAACACAUUAUAACGUUUGUCAGGGGAUGGGCUGGGAAUGCUGAAGCAAGUGAGGAGGUAGUGAAAUGUGCCAUUAAAAGAUACUUUAUCACAAAGAAGCAGGAAGAUGGUCUAAAGAAACAGAAUCAACUAGAGGUGCAGAGGCAGAAGAGGGUUAAAUAUGAGAGGAAGAAGGAGAAAGCCAAAAGAAGGAUGAAGGCGCUGCAGAUCCUGUCAGCCCAAGGGUGGCAGUCUGAGGUCCGGCGCGCACAAAUCAGGAGCGCCAUUGAGAUAAAGUAUACGUCCAGCGAUGAAGAGUGUGAUGACGGAUUCAUCACACACCCCCCAUCCUGGCAAAGUGACAAGUUUGCGCAGGUUAAACGUGCAUUAGACAGGUGUUUUGUUGAUAACUGCUCGCACAAGAGCAGAAGGCUACUGCAAAAUAGGAAGAUAGGAGCAGUCCACGUCAAAUCUGCCCCUAAUUGUCCAGAGGAUGUCUCUUGGAUUGUAAAGAAAGAUUAA
This is a messenger RNA of Lingula anatina, 601 nucleotides long. RefSeq lists its product as uncharacterized. Lineage: Eukaryota; Metazoa; Brachiopoda; Lingulata; Lingulida; Lingulidae. The record is from RefSeq and is a predicted model, not a curated record.